Diatraea saccharalis (sugarcane borer) is the source of this 255-nucleotide messenger RNA. Lineage: Eukaryota; Metazoa; Arthropoda; Insecta; Lepidoptera; Crambidae. The record is from the annotation of a GenBank genome assembly.
AUGACCACCGGCAUGACACCGCUUAUGUAUGCGGUUAAGGACAACAGGACAUCCUUCGUGGAGCGACUCAUAGACCUCGGAUCAGAUGUCGGUGCCAGAAAUAAUGACAAUUAUAAUGUAUUACACAUAUCAGCAAUGUACGCCCGCGAGGAUGUCGUCAAGCUGUUGCUAUCCAAGAGGGGAGUCGACCCGUUUGCCACAGGAGGGAGCACCAAUGUGGAACCUGAUGCGGAGUUCCACAUUUCGUUCUUCUAA